Anarrhichthys ocellatus (wolf-eel) is the source of this 1563-nucleotide messenger RNA. RefSeq names its product zinc finger protein ubi-d4-like. NCBI's taxonomy places the organism in Eukaryota, Metazoa, Chordata, Actinopteri, Perciformes, Anarhichadidae. Gene Ontology annotation, cellular component: nBAF complex. The record is from RefSeq and is a predicted model, not a curated record. Bases 16 to 1284 code for a protein of 422 amino acids. The transcript has 11 exons. Gene Ontology annotation, biological process: nervous system development.
CCGCAAUAAGCAAACAUGGCGGCGGCCGUCGACAGUGUUGUGAAAGUGCUGGGAGAGCAGUAUUACAGAGACGCCAUGGAGCAGUGUCAUAGUUACAACGCUCGCUUGUGUGCUGAGCGCAGCAUCCUCAUGCCUUUCCUGGACUCUCAGACUGGUGUCGCCCAGUCCAACUGUUACAUCUGGAUGGAGAAGAGACACCGGAGUGCAGGUGUCGCUCCGGGGCAGCUGUACACUUACCCAGCCCGUCGUUGGAGAAAGAAACGCCGCUCUCAUCCACCGGAGGACCCCCGCUUGGCCUUCCCGCCUCUCAAAGCAGGUAUCACUAUUGGUGGAACAUCCUGUCUCCCAUCACAAAAACAGUCACAUGUGGAGGUGAAUCUGAAGCGUGAUGCGUUGGGGGCAGUGGAUGGCAGCAGUCUGGAGGCCCUACUGAAGGGGGAGCCCCUUGACAGGAGGAGCGGGGUGUCGGACAUUCGAGGCCCCGAGGAUGACUCGGCAGCUGUGGAGCCUCCGGCCACCUCGGCGACCACUCACACGUCCUCUGGGCGUGUCCGCAAGAGAGUCUUGGACCACGACGACUACUUGGACGACCUGGAUGAUGAAGACUUUGAGGAUGAGACCCCGAAGAGACGAGGCAAGAGCAAGUCCAAGGGGCGCAGCGACAAGAACGGCAAGAAGAAACAAGAGGCUGCGGCUGCAGCACUGGAGGAGAGGGAAAAACCGUACGCCUGCGACAUCUGUGGGAAGCGCUACAAGAACCGCCCUGGACUGAGCUACCACUAUACACACUCUCACCUGGCCGAGGAAGAGGGCGAGGACCGCGAGGAGAUCGAGGCACCACCCACUCCUCGCCAGCCUGAGGAGCAGAAGACUACUAAGAAGGGUCCCAAUGGGCUGGCACUGCCCAACGAUUACUGUGACUUCUGUCUGGGAGACUCCACUUUAAACCAGAAGACUGGCCAAUCAGAGGGGCUGGUGUCCUGCUCCGACUGUGGACGCUCAGGCCACCCGACAUGCUUGCAGUUCACGCCGGUGAUGAUGGCGGCAGUGAAGACCUACCGCUGGCAGUGCAUAGAGUGCAAGUGCUGCAAUGUUUGCGGCACCUCAGAGAACGAUGACCAACUGCUGUUCUGUGAUGACUGUGACCGAGGCUACCACAUGUACUGUCUAAGUCCCCCCAUGACUGAACCACCGGAGGGGAGCUGGAGCUGCCACCUGUGCCUGGUUCUGUUGAAGGACAAAGCCUCCAUAUACCAGCAGAACCAGAGCUCCACCCCCGAGUGACAUCAUAUCAACAAGUCCCGCCCCCGAUGGCAACAUCUGACCUCCUCUCAGUCCAGAGCACCAGGCUCUGUCCAGAUGUAGCUGAGCCAGAUCGCAGAUCAGCGUUAGAAGUCUUAAUAUCUACAGAGUCAGGGGGGGGAUCAGUCAACAUGGGAAUCAAACUAUCACUACCAACCUGCCUGCAAAACCCCCGCGGCUUGCCAUCAAACACAUACAUAUUGUGAGUAUAUACAGUAUAGACACACACUGUCUUCUGGACUGUUACACACACACACACAC